AGAAUUGGAGGCACGGUCAUCUUCAUCGUUACGCUCAUCGUUCGCCAGCCAAAGGAUCUUUCGCAAACUCUCUACCCAGACUUUUGUCUGACCUCCAUUUAACCCUUCCUCGAGAGCCCCUGUGCUCGCCGUUCCGUAUCUCUCGCCUGACUGUGUACGCCAUAAUCCGAAUAUGCUCCCGGCCAAAAGGAACAAGGUCGACAUUAGCAAAUUGACGGAAGAAGAGCAGAAGCUCUUUCGUCUCUAUGGCAAGCUGCCCUCGCACAAGAAUGUCUUGACCAAGAUGCAAAAGGAUCGGAAGUACUUCGACUCUGGGGACUACGCACUCUCGAAAGCCGGAAAAGCUCCUCAGAAUACAGUGGGCACUGCUAUUCCUAACCCGGAGAAUAUUCCUCAUGCAACCACCCCUCCGGUGAACCACUCUCUUUCCGUCUCACCCACAAUCUCGUCAAGUCCUGUGAAGGAGAGCCCGCUCGCGGAGCCAGCUUCUGACCUCGAACUCACACCCGAGCCAACCAAUGCUCCCGUUGGCGAUUCCUCAGAUUGAGAUGGAUGUCAUCCAUUCGGAUGAUCGUCCUGUUGGAGAGUAGGGUUUGGAUUUGAACACGAAUGUGGAUGCAUGUUGCAUGAUAUCGUUUUUUUUUCGAACGUCACCGCGUUUUCGACCCCUUCUUCUCUUGCCUUCCAUCCACGCCCCUUUUGCCAUCUCUCGCAACGCACCUCUCAAUGUUAUCUACGAUACUUUGCCUUUCGAAGCUAGCCUUACCUGUACGUUGCUAGUUUCUCCCGUUUCACUUUGUACCAAGGCAGCUUCGACGUGUAUCAUUAUAAUGAUUCUCUUGCUCACCCGGAUUCCGUUCAUUAGCUUUCCCACACACAGGCAUACACAUCUGUCGCAAUAUAACGUCUUUGAAACAUGAUAUCCGGGGCAUAACUGUUUAUUUGGU
Molecule: messenger RNA, 947 nt
Organism: Somion occarium
Lineage: Eukaryota; Fungi; Basidiomycota; Agaricomycetes; Polyporales; Cerrenaceae
Source: the annotation of a GenBank genome assembly